AUGGUACAGGAGACUGGAAGCCUAGUAAAUGAGGGACAUCAGUCUAAAGACCUAGGACCCUUAGUAAAGCACGCUGGAACCGUAGCGGUGUGGAGGAAAAUUAUGCCACAGGUGUGGGUAUCGGGAGACAACGACUACUUUAAAAUAGAGGUGGAUAUAGAUAUAGUAGGAGCAGCAAAGGAGGUCGAAGUAACUCCCCAGCCACACCUGACGUUAUUGGGAAAGGAGGAAGGCCAGCAGAGAGAUAACAAGCUGGAUAGGUUACCAUCUAUUCUGUGGUCACAACAUGACACGGAUGUAGGGAAAAUAAGAAUAGCCAGUCCAGUAGAAAUAAAGCUGAAAAAGGGAGCAGUUCCACCCAGGAGACCACAAUAUCCUUUGAAACUAGAGGCAGAAGAGGGAAUAGCGCCAACGAUACAAGGGCUACUGGAGGCAGAAGUACUCAAAAGGACAGACAGCCCAUGUAAUACCCCACUGUUACCUGUCCUUAAAGGGGAUAAGUCUAAAUGGAGACUGGUGCAUGACCUGCGAGCGGUGAAUGAGGUAGUGGAGGACUGGCCAGCGGUAGUUCCCAACCCACACACGCUCUUGACUAAUGUUCCACCAGAGGCAGACUAUUUUUCAGUGAUUGAUUUGUGUUCGGCUUUUUUCAGUGUUCACCUGGCAGAUCAGUGUCAGUACCUAUUUGCAUUUACAUACAGAGACAACCAGUAUACCUACACUAGAAUGCCUCAAGGAUUUAAAUAUUCACCACACGUAUUUAAUCAAGAGUUAAAGGCGGACCUAGAGGGCAUAUCGUUGGAAAGUACAUUGAUACAGUAUGUGUAUGAUUUGUUGAUUUGCUCCGAAAGUGAGGGACAGUGUGAACAGGAUACCAUAACCCUUUUAGAGAGACUGGCGCAUGGAGGGCAUAAGGUGUCUAGAAAGAAGCUGCAAUUUUGCAAGCAACAGGUAGAAUACCUAGGUAGAGUGAUAUCCAAGGGAGCGAAGGCGAUAGCGCCGGAUCAAAUUGAAGCUAUAACUAAAGCUCCCAAGCCCCAGACAGAAGCAGGACAUACAAGCUUGAGGAGUAAUCUACAGUGGAAUGAGGAGGCGGAAGUAGCCUUCAAUACUAUAAAGCAGGAAUUGCAGUCAGCCCCAGCAUUAGCUUUGCCUGACUACGAGAAGGCCUUUCAUCUGUACGUAUCCAACCGACAGGAAGGCUAUGCCGCUGCAGUUCUAACGCAGGAGACUGGCACAGGUAAAGCAAAGCAACCAAUAGCAUACUACAGUGCGAAACUGGAUGAGGUGGCUCAGAGGUACCCACCUUGUUACCAGGGAUUGGCGGCACUAUACUAUGCAUAUGAAAAGGCAUCAUCCGUAACCAUGGGCUAUCCUGUGAUUCUGUACACACACCACAAGGUAGCAGAAUUACUGGAAAGAGGGAAAUUCGUGUUGACACCAGCCAGGAUAGCAGCAUAUCAGAUGCUACUGACAUUUCCAGAUAUAACUAUACAGAGGUGCACCACCAGUAACAUAAGUGAUUAUGUCCCUUUAGGGUAUGAAGGAGAACCCCAUGUUUGUGUAAGGAAAACAAUGACAUUCACUAAAUUGAGAGCAGAUUUACGAUCAGCACCAUUAGAGGACGAAGAUAAAAAGGUCCUGUUUGUAGAUGGCUCUUGUUACAGAGAUCACGAUGGUAAUCACGCAGGGUUCUCAGUACUGCAACAGGAUCAGGCAGACUUCAAGGUCAUCAGAAUAGAGGCAUGUCCCCAACCGUGCUCCGUCCAGCUAGCGGAAAUCAGAGCUUUGACGGCAGCGUGUGAAAUGAUGGAAGGAGAGAAAGUUGAUAUCUAUACAGAUUCAGCAUAUGCUCAUGGAGUGUGUCAUUUGUUUGGGGCAGUGUGGAAACAGAGAGGUUUUAAAAAGAGCAAUGGAGAUCCCAUACAGCACUGUCAGCAGAUUUUAGAUCUAAUAAAAGCGCUGAUGAAACCUAAAGCACUGGCUAUAGUAAAAUGCCAGGCACAUAAAAAAGGAAACGAUGCAGUAACAAAGGGAAAUCAAGCUGCAGAUGAAGCAGCCAGGAAAGCGUCUGGGUGUACAUCCGCUGUUAUUGCACCCCAGGAAAAACAGAAAGAACCAGAGAUCGAUCAAGGGGAAGGACCAAUCCAGCCAGGCGAUCAGGUCUACGUGCCAGUGUUUCGAAGAAAGUGGAACAAACCCAGAAGGGAAGGGCCCUUUACAGUAACCAAAGCAUCACCCACCGCAGUUCAAGUGGAAGGACGCUCCACCUGGUAUCAUCUCAAUCACUGCACUAGAGCAAUCCCCCAGGUAGUCAGGUGGGCCACCCGAGUCGCUUGUAGUGCGUGCUGCAAUGAAACGGUUUCCGACACUCCUGGAAAUUGUUGGGUCGAGCCCUAUGGAGAAGGAGGACCGAUGAUGUAUUCGUACAGUUUACGAGACACGCAAGACGAACAGGAGAGAGAUGAAAUAUGUGGGGAUUAGGCUGUGAAGGCUCCUGAGUCUUUUUCCCUGUCUCAGAUACGAAGGGACGGGUUUUUGGCUCAGCGGCCUAGGGAGGUAGGGAGAGAACACUUUGAGUCUUAAGCGCAGGAAACUAUAGUUUAACCCAAAUUUGGGAGUAAAUGCGUGGCUUUAUUUGAGCUUUUGUGCAUAGACUGUCAGUCCUCUCUCUCUCUCUCUCUGUAUGAGACCCUGUGGGUCUCAAAGGGAGAUUAUAUUGGAAAAUGUAAACGCAUACAUUAUAUUUUCUAUGUAUUACAGUAUUUACUCAACAGUAUUUCAGUAUUUACUCAAAUGCACACAUUGUAUUUUCUAUAUUUACUAUGUAACCACUGCUAGCUGAAUAGAGGGUAUUCACUAUGUAGCCAUGACUUUUGACCUAAUCACUAUUAAUUCAUGAAGAGAACUAGAAUGAAACCAAGUAGAAAGGUAACGGUGGCGAGUAAGGUGAUGAAAUAUGGGGCGGUAUGUCAACGCAUGACUAAUUAAGAAAUAACUGUGGUUAGGGAUGAGAGGACACCUGGUCUAAAAUGUAAACUAGGACAUAAUUAAGUUGGGGAGUAAAACAAUAGUGGAAAGUCGAGAGCGGAUAUAUUGAUGAUACGUAAUCACAGGCCGACUGGAUAUGAUAAUGUAGCUAAGAUAGGAAAUUGCUAUAAAAAAUGCUGUAUACAAGCCUCGAUGGGCAGUCAGCUACUAGCUUUCUGAUUGCCUCAGCUUUGAUUUGCAAAUUAAAGUUUAAAACAUCU
Molecule: messenger RNA, 3251 nt
Organism: Mobula hypostoma (lesser devil ray)
Lineage: Eukaryota; Metazoa; Chordata; Chondrichthyes; Myliobatiformes; Myliobatidae
Exons: 4
Coding region: 1-2484 (827 amino acids)
Molecular function (GO): nucleic acid binding; RNA-DNA hybrid ribonuclease activity
Source: RefSeq, a predicted model, not a curated record